Molecule: messenger RNA, 2811 nt
Organism: Auxenochlorella protothecoides
Lineage: Eukaryota; Viridiplantae; Chlorophyta; Trebouxiophyceae; Chlorellales; Chlorellaceae
Product: Phospholipase A(1) DAD1, chloroplastic
Exons: 19
Coding region: 1-2811 (936 amino acids)
Biological process (GO): lipid metabolic process
Source: RefSeq, a predicted model, not a curated record
AUGGAAGGCCGUGCGCCGGACGCUGAUGUCGAAGUAAACUUUGAUGAGACUUCAUCGGCCCAUAUCCCGCGCGACAAGGAGGACGUCGCCGUGGAGGGCGAUGUUAAGCGUGCCGACCUGGAACACCCUAGCAACUCCGUGUCCGGCAAGGACAAUUUCGAGAAGGCGUCCACGGGAAUCAGCAGCUCCAUAUCCCCGCAUUAUAAUCCGGACUCAGACGUCAUAGUCAGGGCGGAGUGGAUAGGCGAACGCUCGAUGAAGGAGGCUGCAUUCUACCUGCACAUGAACACGGUCCCCUUGAUCAACCUGGCCAUCGGGGCGCCCUUCCUGCUCGCCCUCUUCCUCGCCUGUCUGGGCUUCAUGCGCCGGGUCAUACGCUCGAAUCGCUCUGGCAAGAGAUGGUCGCGGCGACGGCGACGGGGCGUGACCAACGCCGGAAUUGAGCAGGUCGUGCAGAUCAUCAACCUGCUGGCCUUUGUGGUGUGCAGCGCGUACGUGGUCGACAAGGACUGUGCUGUCCUUUCCUACACCGUGAUCUGGGGCGGCUUCGUGCAAUGGACGUGUUGGAACACCAUCUUCCUGUUGCAAUGGAUCGGCAGUGCGUCCAUCCUCCCCCUCAAGGGCACCCGCUGGGAGCACUACAACACAGCCAGGGACGCCAUGGCGAUGGACCUGCCAUAUGGCGCACACUGGCGCAAGCUGUUGCUCUGGGCCGUGGUCCAGGGCCUCAUCAUCGCCACUGGCAUCAUCUUCAGUAGAGAGAUUAGCCAUGCUGUCGGUGGCAUGGAGAACGGCAUGUGCCCAGGGGAAGCCACCAACUGCCACAUCCCAUCUCACUUGGUCGUGCUCAUGGUGCUCUGUAGCGCGGGGAUCAUGGUGUAUCAGAUUGUCUGGAUCUGGAACAUCCGCCAGGGGUUCAUCUUCCUGGCUGGGCAGCCCUACAACGAAUUCCGCAUGGGUAAUCAGAUCAUUCGGCUGCAGGUCCGGCUUCGAGGCCUGGCCAUAAUUGUCUUCAUGGCUUCCAUGAUCAUCUACACAUUCACAGACAUCAACUCAUGUGGCUCCCUGCUGCUGUCCUGGCUGGGGUACCAGCCAAUGCAGAUCGUGAUGACGGCCAUCGUCCUCGCCAACACCAUUCUCAUGACGCCAAAGCGGCCUGACGCAGGGGCCAUCCUCGGGGUGUGGCUCCAGGAGUUUGCCUGGACCGAGCGAGACAUCGAGAACAAGAAGGAGGAGCGCAGCUCCUCCCUGCCACCUGGCACGGACACUGAGCAGCUGAAUGCAGAGCCCAUAUGGUGCUUUGAGACGGCCAUCAAGCUGAUAUACUGGUGCUUCCUAUGCUAUGACUACGAGGAGAACAAGUCCAAGGCAGCGUACAGCGUAGACACGGCGCUGUCGCUCUACGACCUCCAUUCGUUUGAGAUGCUGUGGGAGGAGGAGAUGGACACCAAAUGCCUGAUUGGCUGGAACGACGACACCAUGGUCAUCUCCUUCCGCGGCACCGCCAGCAUGGCAAACGUCGCCUCGGACCUCAAGGUCUGGCGCAAGAUCUGGCCCAAGAACAUCAGCACCAAGCGGUGCUGGAAGCUGGGCGGCGUCCCGCGCGUGCACUCCGGCUUCUACCAUGCCUACACCGCCAACGGCUUCAACUUCCAGCUGAUGAAGCGUCUCAAGUCGUUGCUCCUCCGCCUGUCCAAGGACAACCCGGGGAAGCGGGUGCGGGUGUACGUCACAGGCCACUCCCUGGGCGGCGCGCUGGCCACGCUGUGCGCCUACGACGUCAUGACGCACUGCCAGAUGAACCACGCCGAGCACUACGAGGUGUCGUGCUACACCUUUGGCGCGCCACGCACGGGCAACCACGCCUUUGCCAAGCUCUUCGCCAGCGUCGUGCCGGACACGUGGCACAUCAUCAACAGCGACGACACGGUGACGCGCGCCGGCAAGUUCUUCUUCCUGUACAAGCGCGGGGGCCACCGCGCGAUGAUCAACCCGCGGGGGGACCUGCUGGUGCGGCCGCCGUACGUCGAGCAGUUUGUCCAUCGCAUGCCUGGAACCGGCAGCCUGCGCGACCACUACCUGACGUCCUACCAGCGUAGCAUGAUGGCGGUGCUGGCCGCCCAGUUUGGCCGCAAGUCGAUUAUGGGUGGGAAGGACGGCGUGAGGAACCUGACGCAGACUGCAGGCACGCGGGCGGUGCUGGAGAAAGCUGGCCUCACCUGGGCAGACUUUGAGCGGCUGGAGAGGGAGGGGCUCAGCGCCGGGCUACGCAGCACGUCUGGCCUGGUCGAUUGCUCCUGCGGCAAUGUGUCGAUCCCAAGCUGGCCGCGGCAGUGGGUCGAGGCCUUCAAGCCCUGCAAGCGAGCGCGGGAGGCGGCCACCCGCCCCGCCCCGACCCAGGACACCGCCGUGGCCACCGCUGACCUGGAGUCGGGCGGGGAAGUGCUUGACCCCGGUGACGGCGAGGUGUGUGUCUGGCCCCGCGCGAUCAAGACGGAGCAGCGGUACAGGAUGCGUGCGUGCCAAGGGAAGGAGGCCAGCACCGUCUGCACCGCCAUGAAGAGCUUCCGGAUGAAAGGAAAGCGGGCGCAGUCCACCUGGUGCGACACCAGCGUGGAGGGAGGCACCGCGGCGGAGUCCAUGGGCGAUCUACAGGCCGCUGACGUGCCGGCCGAGGAGAGCAUGGACAGGGAGGAGGUAAGCGAACCUGCGGGCGCAGAUCUGGCAGACCUGGAGGACGUGGACUACACCUUCAUCUCCGCUGCUGGCGAUGACCGGGCGCGCAUGUGCAGCUUCAUCAUGAAGCGAUGA